This is a messenger RNA of Xylaria bambusicola, 1914 nucleotides long. RefSeq lists its product as uncharacterized. Bases 324 to 1724 code for a protein of 466 amino acids. The transcript has 2 exons. Lineage: Eukaryota; Fungi; Ascomycota; Sordariomycetes; Xylariales; Xylariaceae. The record is from RefSeq and is a predicted model, not a curated record.
CGUCUACUUUCCGACAAGUCCGGUCCUUGACAUCUCAACUAGUUGGUUGACAACCUCAUACGAAUGCACUAAACAGCGCGCUGUAUUUUCUCCCAUCGUGCCACCGUUGUCUGCCGUUUCCGUGUACACGGUGCGCCGCUUACGACGCCUUGGACCAAGGUCCAAUUGGCAUGUUAGGCUACUCUUUCUAAGCUUCUGCCAACAUUUGCUCAGCUUUGGCGACCUACCCACACCUUGUCAUUGGGCAUAUUUGUGCACGGUAUAAGAAACAAACAUCAUAUCCCCAGUCAUUCGCUUAGUUGAUAUCAACCUGCUCCGUCAUAAUGCCGGUGCCGUUUCGCAUACCCAUACCCAUUAAUGGCGGCGGGAGUUAUGAGCAUGCGACUCUGCCGAUACUGGUGUCGCGAGAAGGACAUGAUCCAUCACCACAUAGCUCUCGCAGUAAUGAUGACGACGAGGGAAAGUCACAAACAAUCAUAAUCGUUAUUGUUUUUAUAAUAGCAGUUAUCAUUAUCAGCGCCGGUGGCUUUGUAUUCCUGAAGCGUCGAGCCGAUAAGCACCGACGCCAACUCCGACAGGGUGGUCAUCUGGAGCCUUAUAGUAGUACAACAUCCAAUGGCCGCCGCCUAGGCUCUGGUAAUGAUGUAUCGGAAACAAACCGAAACAGUACUGCCUCGAAUAUCGAUCGAAACACCUCCAUCCGCUCUAUCAUGACUUUACCCAAAUACAGGCACGCGGCAAACGAAGACGAGCAAGUAUUGGGGCGUGAGGGCGAGCGAGAUGGUGUCGACAUCAUUCUUGAAAUGCCCUCGGACGAGCAGCAUGAGGCAUUACGCGACGAAGAAAUGGAGACCAUGUACCAAAUCAGACUAGCGAGGAGACAACUGAAUGCAGAACGUGAAGAGAGACGACGCCUCCAACAGGAAGCUAGGGACCGUGGUGAUUUAGUGGCAUUGGAAGAGUUGCGUGCUCGUCGACGUGCCGAAAACGAGGAUACAACCAUAGAUGACCUACGAGACGCGCAGGGACAAAUCCGCACUCGCCGAGAACGUGCCGUCUCCAGCGUCAGCUAUCAUGAUCUCGGUGUUGCGCGACACGAUGGGUCUCGCAUUCGUGCGAACAGUACAGAAAGCGAGCGCGUUGGGCUAUUGUCGGACGCUGCGAGCAUAGCGGUAUCUACGCGCUCCCCAUCCGCCAUGUCAGGCCGUCGAGUCUCGGACAUAGGGAGUAUUGCGAUGAACACGCGCUCGCCCUCAGCGCAUUCUCAUCACCGCAUACACAGUGUUAGCUCCGUUGUGAGCCUCGACAACAAUGGCGAGGUGUCACCUCGCUCUGGCGCCACAACGCCACAGCUUGGUGGUGGACGAUAUACGCGUGCCGGCUCAAGCCCCGAGAUCGUAACGGAAGCCGACUUGGGCGACAGCGAUAUGCCACCCCCUGAUUAUGAAGAUGUUACCCUUGACGAUGUGCGCUGUGGUGCUACAACGCCAAUGUUUCAUGAGCCCCCGCCGGACUAUUCGGGUCACGGUCACAGAAACAGUGAUAGUGAAAGCGGCGAUCUCACGAACCCGAGUCCGACCGAUGACGACAGGAGUAGACGUUCCUCGCACCGGUCAUCGCGGGGUGUAGGUGGUGUUCCGCAGCUUCCGAGUCUGAGAAUCAGAGAGCUUCCUCAGAUUGUGAUUGAACCUUCGACUGCGCACCCCGGCGAGCCUGCCCGGUAGUUUGUACUUACGGCUACCUGAACCUUCACCUGGAACUCAGUCAGGGGCCAAGUGGCCGAAAAGGCAACGAGCAUGGGGAGAGAAGCAGAAUUAUGUACUACUCAAAUAGGCAUGGGCUUCCGUCUCUCCUUGGUCUGCAUAGACCAAGAUUUACUGUAUAAAUGAGAAUCUCAUGUGAUGAGAUCCUAAC